Molecule: messenger RNA, 1226 nt
Organism: Asparagus officinalis (garden asparagus)
Lineage: Eukaryota; Viridiplantae; Streptophyta; Magnoliopsida; Asparagales; Asparagaceae
Product: 26S protease regulatory subunit 8 homolog A-like
Exons: 8
Coding region: 120-1211 (363 amino acids)
Biological process (GO): proteasome-mediated ubiquitin-dependent protein catabolic process
Cellular component (GO): proteasome regulatory particle, base subcomplex
Molecular function (GO): proteasome-activating activity; ATP hydrolysis activity; ATP binding
Source: RefSeq, a predicted model, not a curated record
GAUCUUCCUUUGUCCUCCUCAGCAAGCAAAGCACAAAACGAUCCACACCCUCAACAAACGACCCACACCCUCAGCGGCCGGUGAUCGAGAAGAACCAGCCGGCGGCGGACGGCGGCGAGAUGUGGUCACCGCAGGUGAAAGCCCGAGGCGGCGGAGGAGAAGGGCUGAGGCAGUACUACACGCAGCACAUCCACGAUCUCCAGCUCCAGCUCCGCCAGAAGUCUCACAAUCUCAAUCGCCUCGAGGCGCAGCGCAACGAUCUCAACUCCAAAGUGAGAAUGUUGAGGGAGGAGUUGCAACUUCUUCAAGAGCCUGGAUCAUAUGUUGGCGAAGUAGUGAAAGUUAUGGGAAAAUCAAAAGUUUUAGUUAAGGUUCAUCCAGAAGGAAAAUAUGUUGUCGACAUUGACAAGAGUAUUGAUGUUACCAAGAUUACGCCUUCAACUAGAGUUGCUCUUCGCAACGAUAGCUAUACACUUCAUUUGAUUCUGCCCAGCAAAGUUGAUCCAUUGGUUAAUCUUAUGAAGGUCGAGAAGGUUCCAGAUUCUACCUAUGAUAUGAUUGGAGGUCUUGAUCAGCAAAUUAAAGAGAUAAAGGAGGUUAUCGAGCUUCCAAUCAAGCAUCCUGAACUGUUUGAGAGCUUGGGAAUAGCGCAACCUAAGGGUGUGUUGCUUUAUGGGCCACCAGGUACAGGAAAAACUCUGCUUGCUAGAGCAGUGGCUCAUCAUACUGAUUGCACCUUUAUAAGAGUGUCUGGUUCUGAGUUGGUUCAGAAAUACAUCGGAGAAGGCUCUAGAAUGGUUCGUGAACUUUUCGUUAUGGCUAGGGAGCAUGCCCCAUCAAUCAUCUUUAUGGACGAAAUUGACAGUAUUGGUUCUGCUAGAAUGGAAUCUGGGAGUGGUAAUGGGGAUAGUGAAGUGCAGCGAACAAUGCUCGAGCUUUUGAAUCAGCUUGAUGGAUUUGAAGCAUCAAACAAAAUAAAAGUUUUGAUGGCUACAAAUAGGAUUGAUAUUUUGGAUCAAGCCCUUCUCAGGCCUGGUCGUAUUGACAGAAAAAUCGAGUUCCCUAACCCCAAUGAAGAUUCCCGUUUCGAUAUCUUGAAGAUUCAUUCAAGAAAGAUGAACUUGAUGCGAGGAAUUGAUCUAAAGAAGAUAGCAGAAAAAAUGAAUGGUGCCUCUGGGGCGGAACUCAAGGUACAUUUCCAAUAUUCAUGAACACAAUGUAGGCUA